Zalophus californianus (California sea lion) is the source of this 2554-nucleotide messenger RNA. It is a transcript of the gene TSR1, whose product is annotated as TSR1 ribosome maturation factor. The transcript is spliced from 15 exons. Gene Ontology annotation, cellular component: nucleus; preribosome, small subunit precursor. Gene Ontology annotation, molecular function: U3 snoRNA binding; GTP binding; GTPase activity. Gene Ontology annotation, biological process: maturation of SSU-rRNA from tricistronic rRNA transcript (SSU-rRNA, 5.8S rRNA, LSU-rRNA); ribosome biogenesis; endonucleolytic cleavage of tricistronic rRNA transcript (SSU-rRNA, 5.8S rRNA, LSU-rRNA). The coding region runs from base 477 to 2522 and encodes 681 amino acids. NCBI's taxonomy places the organism in Eukaryota, Metazoa, Chordata, Mammalia, Carnivora, Otariidae. The record is from RefSeq and is a predicted model, not a curated record.
UUCGCACGAAUGGAGAAACUUCAACAGCUUCCUGAUACAACUUGAUAGCGCAAAAAAAUGAAAAUACGGGUAGCAAAAAGCCCUUCAGGACCUAGAACCCAAACCUCGAAUCUACAUCCGAUUUUUCAAGGUCCCCAGCCCCAGACCGCCGCGUGGGAAAAGUUUACUCGGCACUUUUGCAGGGACCGAAGUGUCUCACUCUCUGAGGUCGUCUAGCACUGAAAAUCCUAAGCAAGAAGGUGAGAAAAGAGCUCAGCAGAGUAGACCAGAGGCAUCGCGCCAACCAACUCCGAAAGCAGAAGAAGGAGGCGGUUCUGGCAGAGAAGAGACAGCUGGGCAGCAAGGAUGGUCCUCUUCAUCAGGUACUGGUGGUGCCCCUGCAUGAAAGGAUUUCCCUGCCAGAGGCCUUUCGGUUGCUUCAGGAUAAGGACACCGGAACAGUACACGUGAAUGAAUGGGGAAGCACCCAUAGCUUUAUGCUGUUAUGCCCCCGCUUGAAACAUCGGUGGUUUUUCACAUCUGCAAGGCCAGGGGAUCUGCACACUGUGUUAGACAUGGCCAAAGUCGCAGAUACCAUCGUUUUCCUCCUUGACCCACUAGAAGGCUGGGACAGCACUGGGGAUUACUGCCUUUCCUGCCUCUUUGCUCAGGGCCUUCCCACCUAUACACUAGCUGUCCAGGGUGUUUCUGGCCUCCCACCAAGGAAACAAAUAGAUGCCAGAAAGAAGCUAAGUAAAGCAGUAGAGAAGCGUUUUCCUGAUGACAAACUUCUCCUAUUAGACACUCAACAGGAGGCAGAGAUGCUGCUCAGGCAGUUGGCUAACCAAAAGCAACGGCAUCUUGCCUUUCGAGAUCGACGGGCCUACCUGUUUGCUCAUGCAGCUGACUUUGUGCCAAGUGAAGAAAAUAACUUGGUGGGCACCUUGAAAAUCUCAGGCUAUGUUCGUGGGCAGACUCUGAAUGUAAAUAGCUUGCUGCAUAUCAUCGGACAGGGUGAUUUCCAGAUGAAACAGAUAGAUGCCCCUAUGGACCCUUUCCCUUUAAAUCCCAGAGUGAUCAAAUCCCAAAAGGACCCAGGCAUGGCAAUGGAGAUUUGUGCUCCGGAUGCUGUAGCUGAUAUGGAGGAAGACCUUAAGGUCCUAAUGAAAGCAGACCCUGAUAAACAAGAAUCUUUGCAAACAGAGGUUAUCCCAGAUCCAAUGGAAGGGGAACAAACCUGGCCCACAGAGGAGGAGCUGAGUGAGGCUAAUGACUUCUUGAAGAAAAGUUCCAAGGUGGUAAAGAAGGUUCCCAAAGGGACAUCCAAUUACCAAGCUGAAUGGAUUUUGGAUGAGGAUGGUGAAAGUGGUGGGGAAGAUGAAUAUGAUGAUAUUGAACAUGAGGAUUUUAUUGAAGAGGAAUCUCAGGAUGAGGGCAGUGAAAAGGAAGAGGAGGAGGAAUAUGAAACUAUGACUAUGGGAGAGUCUGUGCAUGAUGAUCUGGAUGAUGAGAACGUGGAUGAUGAGGCUGAGGAAAAAAUGUUGGAGAAAUAUAAACAAGAAAGACUGCAAGAGAUGUUUCCAGAUGAAGUAGAUACCCCCCGUGAUGUGGCUGCAAGAAUUCGAUUUCAGAAAUACAGAGGCCUCAAGAGCUUCCGGACAUCUCCAUGGGAUCCUAAGGAAAACCUUCCUCAAGAUUAUGCUCGGAUCUUUCAGUUUCAGAACUUUACUAAUACUAGGAAACGCAUUUUUAAAGAAAUUGAGGAAAAAGAUGUUGAAGGAGCUGAGGUUGGCUGGUAUGUCACACUUCAUGUCUCUAAAGUCCCUGUCUCAGUGUAUGAGUACUUUAAACAAGGAGCACCCUUGAUUGCAUUUUCUUUACUACCUCAUGAACAGAAGAUGUCAGUACUGAAUAUGGUGGUGAGCCGGCACUCUGGCAACACUGAACCUGUGAAAGCCAAAGAGGAGCUGAUCUUCCACUGUGGGUUCAGGCGCUUCCGAGCCUCACCUUUAUUCUCUCAGCACACUGCAGCGGAUAAACAUAAGUUUCAGAGAUUCCUGACUGCUGAUGUGGCCUUGGUGGUGACAGUAUAUGGCCCAAUCACGUUUCCACCUGCAUCUGUGCUGCUUUUCAAACAGAAUAGCAAUGGAAUGCACAGCCUCAUUGCCACAGGCUCUCUCCUGUCAGUGGAUCCGGACAGAAUGGUCAUCAAAAGAGUUGUUUUGAGUGGUCAUCCUUUCAAAAUUCUUACUAAGAUGGCAGUAGUGCGUUACAUGUUCUUCAACAGAGAGGAUGUGUUGUGGUUUAAACCAGUGGAACUGAGAACAAAGUGGGGCCGCAGGGGACACAUCAAGGAGCCUUUGGGUACUCAUGGCCACAUGAAGUGCAGUUUUGAUGGGAAGCUAAAAUCUCAGGACACAGUACUGAUGAACCUCUAUAAACGAGUUUUCCCCAAAUGGACUUAUGAUCCAUGUGUACCAGAACCAGUACCAUGGAUGAAAAGUGAGAUUUCUUUAGCAGUGCCUGAAGUGGACAUGGAGUAAUGGAUUCAUUGGGAUUCUGUCUCAUUGUUACU